AAUGGAGAAGGAACAGAAAAGAAUUUAGAAAAAGCCUUUUAUUGGUGUCAAAAAGCAGUUGAAAAUGGUAAUGAUGAUGCAAUAUUUAAUUUGGCUGGAUAUUAUCACUAUGGAAAAGGAACAGAAAAGAAUUUAAAAAAAGCCUUUUAUUGGAAUCAAAAAGCAGCAGAAGGUGAACACACUAAUGCAAUGUUUAAUUUGAAAAUAUAUUAUAAUGAUGGAAAAGGAACAGAAAGUAAUUUUAAAAAAGCCUUUUAUUGGUGUCAAAAAGCAGUUGAAAAUGGUCACAUUGAUGCAAUGAAUAGUUUGGCUUUAUGUUAUCACAAUGGAAAAGGAAUAGAAAAGAAUUUAGAAAAAGCCUUUUAUUGGUAUAAAAAAGCAGCUGAAAAUGGUAAUAUAUGUUCAAUGAAUCAUUUAGCUGAAUGGUAUGAAAAUGGAGAAGGAAUAGAAAAAAAUUUACAAAAAACCCUUUAUUGGUACCAAAAAGCAAUUGAAACCGCGCAAAAUAAUUCUAAAACUGAAAAUAAUACUUGUAUUCAUUAUGAUUUAGGUAGAAAGACAAAACUAAUUAAGUCAAUGGAAAGAUUUAUAAUUGAAUCAGAAGAAGUGAAUUAUAAUGAAUGUAAUGAAUGCCAUAUGAAAAGAAGACCUUCAAAAAAGAAUCAACAAAUUUGUAUAAUUUGUUAUCAAGCAAAAUUAUUAUAUAAACAAAGUGGAAAUGAAACUAUAGACGAAUUCAUCAAAUAUACACAAAUUAAUUUUAUUCAAGAAUCUAGCAGAAUGAAAUUUAUUUCCUAUGAUCGAUUUAAAAACAUAGAAUUUAUUAAAGAAGGAGGAUUUAGUAAAAUUUAUAAAGCUACAUGGAUUGAUGGUCCACAUAGUUGGAAUGAAGAAAAAGAAGAUUUUG
Molecule: messenger RNA, 907 nt
Organism: Rhizophagus irregularis DAOM 181602=DAOM 197198
Lineage: Eukaryota; Fungi; Glomeromycota; Glomeromycetes; Glomerales; Glomeraceae
Source: RefSeq, a predicted model, not a curated record